Molecule: messenger RNA, 5892 nt
Organism: Condylura cristata (star-nosed mole)
Lineage: Eukaryota; Metazoa; Chordata; Mammalia; Eulipotyphla; Talpidae
Gene: PARP4
Product: poly (ADP-ribose) polymerase family, member 4
Exons: 34
Coding region: 144-5807 (1887 amino acids)
Molecular function (GO): NAD+ poly-ADP-ribosyltransferase activity
Source: RefSeq, a predicted model, not a curated record
CCACCCCACUGCGUCAGCCGCGGGGAAUCCGUGUGCUGGGGCUUAGACGCGCAGGUAAGAAGCCUCCACACAGCUGACCGCCGACCUUUUGGAGCAAGGGCGCCAGACCCCCGGGCGCCCGUGGGGGCGCACAGACUCGUAGGAUGACCAUGGGAAUUUUUGCAAAUUGUAUCUUCUUUUUGAAAGUCAAGCACUUACCUCGUCAUCAGAAGAAAAAGCUACAAACUGACAUUAAGGAAAAUGGUGGAAAUUUUACCCUUUUGUUAAAUCCUCAGUGUACACAUGUAAUCUUAGACAGUACUGAUGUUCUCAGUCAUCGUCAACUGAACUCUGUCCAGAAGAACCAUAUUCAUAUUGCCAACCCAGAUUUUGUAUGGGAAUCUGUUAGAGAAGGGCGACUCCUGGAUAUAAAGAAUUAUGAUCCUGACAAGUCACUGGACACCAUACGACCUCCUGGUCAAAAGGAAAGCAGUUCUGAAGUGAAAACAAAUGAUCCAUCCCGGGACAGUUCCACAGAAGAGGACAACAUUGUGGAACUCACUAAUUUUAAUGCAGAUGCUGUUGAAAUCCUUCAUUUUCCUCAAGAUUUUGAAGUUGCAAAAUAUAACAACUUGGAAAAGAUUGGGGCAGAGGGUGUUAAAGAGACUGUGGUCCUGGAACUACGCUGCUCCCUGAAUGCUGCUGACCCAGCUUUUCUGAUCUCUGCACACUUCCUCCUGGCUGAUGACACUGAGACUAGAAGGCAAGUUGCUGUAAAAAAAACCUCUGCAGAUGCAAGUGAAUACUAUGAAAAUUACAUUGAAAUGCUAAAGAAACAAGGAUUUCUUCUAAAAGAACAUUUUACACCUGAAGCAACCCAAUUAGCUUCUGAGAAGUUGCAAGCAUUGCUUUUGGAGGAGGUAAUAAGUUCAAGCACUCUGAGCCAAGAGGUGAGCAAUUUGGUGGAGAUGAUUUGGGCAGAAGCUCUCGGUCACUUGGAACAUACGCUUCUUAACCCUGUGAACACCAUUAGUCUUAAUGAUGUGAGCAAGGCAGAGGCAAUUCUCCUUCUAGCAAAGACAGCACUGAAAAAUGGAGAAACAGAAGAAAAAUUACAAAAGAUCAUGACUGAAUUCUAUAGAUUGAUACCACACAAAGGUCCAAAAGUUGAAGAAGUUAACCUGAGACUGUUGGCUAAGAAGGAGGAUCUCUGCCAGCUAAUAAGAGACAUGGUUAAUGUGUGUGAAACGCAUUUGUCCAAACCCAGCCCACCAUCUCUUGCCAAGUACCAUGCUUUGAGAUGCAAAAUUGAGCAUGUUGAACAGAACACUGAAGAAUUUUUCAGGGUUAGAAAAGAAGUAUUGCAGAAUAAUCACAGUAAAAGUCCAGUGGAUAUCCUGCAGGUAUUUAGAGUUGGACGAGUAAAUGAAACCAUAGAGUUUUUGAGCCAGCUUGGCAAUGUAAAGUCCUUAUUGCAUGGAUCUCCUGUACGAAGCUUUGUAGGAAUCCUAUCCCGUGGGUUACUUCUACCCAAAACAGUUGAAGAUCGUGGGAUAAAAAGAACAGACAUUGGAAAUCUUGGGAGUGGAAUGUAUUUCAGUGAUUCAUUUAGUGCAAGUAUUAAGUACUCACACCCAGGAGAGAUAGAAGGCAGUAGACUCUUGGUCAUCUGUGAUGUAAGCCUUGGGAAGUGCAUGGACUUACACAAGAAAGAUUUCUCCUUGACAGAAGCACCACUAGGUUAUGACAGUGUACAUGGGGUUCGAGGAACAGCCACAAUCACCACAGACUUUGAGGAUGAUGAAUUUGUUGUCUAUAAAACUAAUCAGGUUAAAAUGAAAUAUAUAGUCAAAUUUUGUGUACCUGGAGAUGAAAUAAAGGCGUUUCAUCCUUGUAAUAAUACUGAAUUAGAAGAAUACAAAUCUGAGUCUUCAAGUUUUUCAAAGGUUGAAGAUUAUCAAUUACCAGACAGCGAACCUGAAAGCAACAUCAAGGCUGGCCUUCAGGAUACCUCUGGAAAUUUGGUUCCUCUUGAAGAUGUUCACAUCAAGGGGAAAAUAAUAGACUUUGUAGCCCAGGUCAUUGUUUUUCAGACAUACACAAAUCACAGUCACAUGCCCAUUGAAGCAAAAUACAUUUUUCCUUUGGAUGACAAGGCAGCUGUGUGUGGUUUUGAAGCAUUCAUCAAUGGGAAGCAUGUAGUAGGGGAGAUUAAAGAGAAGGAGGAAGCCCGGAGAGAAUACCGAGAAGCCAUCAGUCAAGGCCAUGGUGCAUACUUGAUGGAUCAGGAUGCACCGGACAUUUUUACUGUGAGUGUUGGAAACUUACCUCCUAAGGCGAGGGUUCUUAUCAAAAUCACCUACAUCACGGAACUCAGCAUGCGAGGCCCUGUCACCGUCUUCUUCAUGCCAGCCACUGUAGCACCCUGGCAACAGGAUAAAGCUUUGAAUGAAAACCUUCAGGAUACAGUAGAGAAGAUUUAUAUAAAGGAAAUAGGAACAGAGCAAAGCUUCUCUUUGAGCAUGUCUAUUGAGAUGCCACAUAUGAUUGAAUUCAUUUCUAGUGAUACACAUGAACUGAAGCAAAAGAGAACAGACUGCAAGGCUGUCAUCAGUACUGUGGAUGGUAGCUUCUUAGACAGCAGUGGAUUUUCUCUCUCCAUCGGUUUGUGUGAUGCCUAUCUCCCGAGAAUGUGGGUUGAAAAACAUCCAGAAAAAGAAAGCGAGGCCUGUAUGCUUGUCUUUCAACCAGAUCUUGAUGCCGUGCUCCCUGACAUGAUUGAGCAGAGUGAAGUGAUUAUUUGUCUUGAUUGCUCUAAUUCCAUGGAAGGUGUGACAUUCUUGCAAGCCAAGAGAAUUGCCUUACAUGCACUGUCAUUGAUGGGUAAGAAAGAGAAGAUAAACAUUGUCAAGUUUGGCACAGGUUACAAGGAGUUAUUUUCAUAUCCUAAGUAUAUCACAAGCAAUAAUAUGCCAACUGAGUUCAUUAUGUCAGCUACACCUACCAUGGGAAAUACGGACUUCUGGAAAACUCUCCGUUAUUUGAACUUACUAUACCCUUCUGAAGGGUUUCGAAGCAUCCUCCUUAUAUCUGAUGGGCACCUGCAGAACAUGGGCCUGACCCUGCAACUCGUGAGGAGAAAUGUGCACCACACCAGGCUGUUCUGCUGUGGCACUGGUUCUACAGCCAAUCGUCAUAUCUUAAGGACAUUGUCGCAGUGUGGUGCUGGAGCAUUUGAAUAUUUUAACUCAAAAUCCAAACGUAGUUGGAAAAAACAGAUAGAAGACCAAGUAACUAGGUUACGAUCUCCAAGCUGCCACUCGGUCUCCAUCAAAUGGCAACAGCUAAGCACAGAUGCCCCUGAACCCCUGCAGGCCCCUGUCCAGGUGCAGUCUCUGUUCCAUAAUAACCAGCUCCUGGUCUAUGGGCUCAUUCCUCACUGCACACAGGCAACUUUAUGUGCAUUAAUCCAAGAGAAGGAAUUUUCUACAAUGGUGUCAACAACUGAACUUCAGAAGACAACCGGAACAAUGAUUCAUAAGCUGACAGCACGAGCAUUGAUCAGAGACUAUGAAGAAGGCGUUCUCCAUGAAGAUGAAACAAAUCAUGAGAUGAAAAAGCAGCUUUUAAAAUCUCUGAUCAUUGAACUCAGUAAAGAAAACUCUCUCAUAACACAAUUUACAAGCUUUGUGGCAGUUGAGAAAAGGGAUGACAAUGAGUUAUUGGCUCCUAUUAUUCCAAAUAUUUUGGAACUUAUUGCCAAAGAAGAUGUAGAUCUUCUGUCAUACAUGAGCUGGCAAGAAGAGAAGCCAGAUGCCAACAUGUCACAGAUUCUUUCAACUUCCUCUGAGUGGAAUGAAAAUUUGCAACAUUCAUUUUUGCUUGAAGAAGAAUCUUCCUCUUCUGACCUGGAUGUUUCUGAAUGUUCAGAAUUGGUUAAGUUAGAUUCCCAACUACCCAGUUCUGCAUGUGAAAAUGUGGAAAAACCACUGGAUUUACCUCAGAUGGACUCAUUUAAGGCACCAAGACCAAAACGAUUGCUGAAAGUGUGUCUAAUGCAAACUGAUGCCCCUGCUUCAUUCUCUUCCCUAGAAAUCUCUGAUGAUUCUUCUGCUCCCCCACUUACUACCCCUUUAUCUCCUCAGAGCUCUCUUUUUGGUUCUGUUGCUAGUUUUUUAUCUAACCAAGACCCCAAGACUGGAAGUUUCAUUGACAUGCCCGACAAGCUUCAUUAUCUUUCAUCUCCCCAGAUCCCACCUUUACAAUCUUUUGCUAGUUCUGCUUGUGUAUCUGCCUCAUCUAGCCCCAAACAAUAUGAGCUACCUGAAAUUCAUGAAGACAUUUUAAUCUCCGACCUUGUUAGACCUCCCCUUGCAUUGAACUCUCCUCUGCAGCCCAUUCUUCAUAGCCUCCCUCCUCCCCCUCCUUUGCCAGGAGCUUCUUGUGUCCCUUCUUCCCCUCCUUUACCAGGAAGUAGUUUUCUCCCUCCUCCACCCCCUCCCCCUCCUUUGCCAGGAGGUCUUUGCCCUCCUCCCCCUCCUUUGCCAGGAGCUUCUUGUGUCCCUUCUUCCCCUCCUUUACCAGGAAGUAGUUUUCUCCCUCCUCCACCCCCUCCCCCUCCUUUGCCAGGAGGUCUUUGCCCUCCUCCCCCUCCUUUGCCAGGAGCUUCUUGUGUCCCUUCUUCCCCUCCUUUACCAGGAAGUAGUUUUCUCCCUCCUCCUCCUCCACCCCCUCCUUUGCUAGGACGUCUUUGCCCCCCUUCUCCUCCUCCCCAUCCUUUACCAGGAGGUACUUGUCUCUUUCCUGAUCUCCCUCCUUCACUAAGAAGUGCUGAUUUAUAUGAAUUGCCUAGGUCUAAACUUUAUGAACUACCUGAAAUUCAAGAUAGUCCAAUCCCUGAAUUUGCUUGUGCUCCUCUCGCAUUGAAUGAUUCCCUGCAGCAGAGUCUUUUCCCCAUGCCUUCUGAGCCUCCUUCUCCUCCAGUUGAAGGUCUUAUCCUUUCUCUUCCUGGUUCCCCUGAUUAUCUUUCUGGUUCUACCCCUUUUUAUUUUCAAAACUCCCCAAUUGACUUGAGUACUACUUACAGUCGGUCACCAGGUCCACUUUGUGAUGUUGAAUCAGAGGUUUCUCCCCUAUCAAGUAUUUCUGCCUCCACUUCAUCAAUAGGUUUUCUCCAAGAUGAUCUUCAGACUUUCACAAAUCUUCAAGAUUCAUUAGAAAUGAAAUGUCAGCCUAAAGAAGUAUUUCACCGAGCCCUUAGUUGCUUUCAAGCAAUGGCAAAAUCUGAUACAAGAAACGACUUCACUGUAAGCUUUCAGGCACAAAAAGACAAAGAUGACAAACUCCAAAGGUGGAGGAAUUUGCUGCCUUGGACCAAACUCUUCAGUCUGCAAAAUGAGGAUGGUUUCUGGAAACUUACAUCAGAACUGGGAUUUAUAUUAAAACUUAAUACAAAUAUUUUAAAUGACUUUCUGGAACAAAAGGGUAUUCAAUCUCUAGGUAAAAAAGGAAGAGAAUGUCUUUUGGACCUGAUCGCCACGUUUCUGGUCCUACAGUUUCUUCGCACGAGGUUGGAACAAGAAGGAAUAAUCAUAAAAUCACUGCUGAGAUUGGAUGACACUUCCAUUUCCAGGAGUAUUCCCUGGAAUUUUGAGAAAAUAAAGAAAGCAAGUGAAUGGGUAAGAAGAACUGAAGGACAGUAUCCAUCUAUCUGCCAACGGCUUGAAUUGGGUAAAGACUGGGAUACAGCCACUAAGCAGCUAUUAAGGAUCCAACCCAUAAACACCACUUCUCCUCUUCAUAGAGUUCUUAACUACAGUCAAGGCUGAAUCAAAUGAAUUUGUUUCUUAAACUUUUUUCAUGCUUCUUUGUACAAAUAAUCAAAUAUUCAAAGAUACCUAUAAUGAUAUUUAA